AUGGCUGUUGUCUCUGGCUUGUUGCCUUCAGCAGCCUCCCAUGUGAAAGAAACAGUCCACCAGCUUUUUUCAUUCAUACAACUACAAGGUAAUACAGACUAUAUAGGAGAGCAAGUAUCACAGCUUGAGCACUCUUUGCAAUGCGCCCAUCUUGCAACUCAGAGCAGCCUCUACAGGCACGACCACGAAGUCGUAUUGGGAGCGCUACUCCAUGAUGUUGGGCGCUUUAUACCCGCCGCCAAGAAUAUGCCCAAGAUGAUUGCACCAGACGGGUCAUACGUCGGGAGUUGCAGCCACGAGGUGCUUGGAGAACGCUAUCUUCGCCAAUUGGGCUUUAGCGACAAAGUAUGCCAGCUGGUUGGCGCACAUGUGGUCGCAAAGCGCUACUUGACAGCGGUAGAGCCGGGGUACUACGAAGCGCUGAGCACGACGAGCAAAAGGACAUUGGAGUACCAGGGAGGCAGAUUUACGCACAAACAGAUUGAAGAGGCACAAAAGGAUCCACUGCUCGAGGCAAAGCUGGCUGUCCGAAAAUGGGAUGAUCUUGCCAAAGAUCCCCGCCUGCAAGUCCCUGGUCUGAACGUGUACGAGGCCAUGGCAAUUGAAUGCUUGGCGGCCGCCAGAAAAACGUUUCGAGUUGGCAGCGCGGCUUUCAAUCUGCCUUCGCGCCGCACUGCCAUUAUUGGUUUGCCGGCCCUACCCAGAGACGUGGCGGAUGCCGCUGGCGCUGCGAACCUGACAAACUUGUCCGCGUUCGUUCAGCGGAGCAGCUUCGCAAUGGGCGACAGAGAGUCCAGCGAGUGUGAUCUGGAACGCAAGGGGUCUGUGCCUGCGGAGGAAAUCUUCAGCUCGGCGGAUAGAUUCGGGAUAAAUUCCGCUCUUCAGCCCUUGCUCAGUGGCGACAGAGACGUUGUGCUUGUCUCUUUGAUGGACUUUGAGGCUGGCGCUGACAUCGUUCACCUACUGAUACUGAUUGACGCAAAGAUUCAGCAGCUGGUCCAAGAUGGAGCAUCGGUAAUAGUUGCCGAAGACUGGGACGAGUUGAACGGAACAGCAGCAUCCAUAGUACUUUGCACACCAAAGCUAUCGGGCGGUACUUCUGCGGGCGUUUUGUUAGCGGGUCAACAUGAUGUCUGGGAGAUAGCUUUCAACUGA
This is a messenger RNA of Akanthomyces muscarius, 1155 nucleotides long. RefSeq lists its product as uncharacterized. The transcript has 4 exons. Lineage: Eukaryota; Fungi; Ascomycota; Sordariomycetes; Hypocreales; Cordycipitaceae. Bases 1 to 1155 code for a protein of 384 amino acids. The record is from RefSeq and is a predicted model, not a curated record.